Molecule: messenger RNA, 8922 nt
Organism: Oikopleura dioica
Lineage: Eukaryota; Metazoa; Chordata; Appendicularia; Copelata; Oikopleuridae
Source: the annotation of a GenBank genome assembly
AUGAGUGGCUUUGAGCCGAAGCAGAAGGGAUACUUCUCCGACGUACUCAACGAAAACGCUCCGACUGUGGAUAACUCAAAAUGCCCAGAAUUCAACCAAUCCCUACAGUGGGCAUCAUCCACUGAGGGAGAGACCCCGAAGGUCGAUAAUAUUCCUGAAAUGAAAAGCCACGGGCGAGACACUCGCCGAACGAUUCCGUCACAAUUUGCAGAGCAAUCUUCGCUGCCAAAAGUACAGACGCCCUGGUACAUUCCACCUGGGCAGGAGCCGCGAAAACUGGCUAUAGAAAGACGGAAGAGACAGUACAGAGACUGUCGUGGUACUAUUGAAGAAGGAAAACUUAACUCAUUACUAGAAAAACACAAUAUAAACCUCGAAAAAAUAUAUCCUGAUCCUGAAGCAUUGGAAAAGUUUUGCUUACCGCUUGAAGUAUUCGACAAUAACGACUGGGAUGAGAGAACUCCUGAGGAGUGGAACGAGCUGCGCCCCCUACCCUGCCGUGUCUACAUCGAAGAACUCGGCUGGCGCGAUGGGGCUGCGCUAGAACUAGUUGAGGGUUCGGCCUCUCCGGGAAAUAGCGGCGACUGGAGAGUGGCGAUCGAAGAAAACGGUGAAGUUGGUCAAGUUGAACUACCAAGAAUCUUGGUCCUCUUCCACGCAGAGAAUCCAAUGCACUUCGUCAAUCGCCUCGUAGAAGCCUAUCACGCUCGAGAGAAAACUGAGCUACUGCUCCAACAGCAGCUCUACAUCGAUUCGAUGCCACGAGAACGUGCACCAAUUCUCGACGAUCAAAUGAUUAAGGUUGUUCAUCGCAACGUCGAGGAAGAAUAUGCCGACGAGAUUGCAUUUGAAGUUGAGAUCAACAUGCAGCGGGCGGAAAACUCAAUCAUGUACCAGGCAGAAUCAGAUUCCAACCCUGCCUUGUUCGAGGCUCUCCACUGGAGAUAUCAGCAAAAACUUGCUGAAGCGAAAAAGAACCCUCCGAAAAAGCCGCAAUAUUUUUUCCAAAAAGCGAAGAACGAAUUCAACUUCUCAUCUUUGUUGACUCGUGCGGAAGUCAUUGAUGCCCUCGGACGCGUGAGAGAAGAGUGUAACAAAGUCAUCGACAUGCAGCUCUUCAACACGAACACUGGAAAGCCGCUAAGAAUCAACGAAUUCGAGCAGAGCCAAAUGAGCUCUUGUACGACGACGACUCUCUAUCUUGGUGACCCGUGGGUAUCAGCGAUUAAAGGUGGCGUCCGUGGUGCUCUUCAGUACAUGGGCAAGGGCUGGUUCAAUCUCAAAGAGAAUAACUACCACACUUACUCUCAAUCGAAAAUGUUCCUGCUACUAAAUGUGAUUCGAUUUAACAUGCAAGACGCUCUUCGCUACCUUGUCGAAGGGUCCUGUACGAACUUUGUCGAAAUGAUCACAGACUGCUGCGACCCUAUCCAAAAUAUCCCCCAAGAUUUCGAAUGGGGUCCUGAGCUGAAGAUUUCCAACUUUGUUCCUGAGCGUGCUCCAUUCCUGCUGAUGGAACUCCAACUUGGAAAAGAAGAAGUCAGCUACAAAGUACCAUACGAUGAUGUCAUCGAAACAAUCAUCAAAAUCUUCGAUCAAGCGAUCAACGGAACUCAAGCUGUUCCACAUAUUGAGCGAGGCGUCGUCGACAAAAUAUUUUGGAAAGGAAACUCCUUGCUAGAGAGCGUUGGAAAGAACGAACCACACAUUAUCAAAAUGCGCGAAGUGAUCACCGAAAAACUUGGCGAGUCUCUCGAUAUGCUCAAGGCUUACGCCAAAGAAUUCAACCAGUUCCUGGAGUUUUUCAAUUUGAAGAUUCCAGAGUAUCUCCAAACGUUGAAUCUCGAUGAGAUGAGUGCCAAAGAUAUUAAAGCUGCAGUUGAUGAGCAAUUCGCGUUGUCGAAAAAAGUACUUGCUGAGCUUCCGUCGAACCUGGUUAUUGGACCUUAUUUCGUUGUUGUCGAAAGUGUUCGUCAAAAUAUCGCUAAGAAACAUAAACAGCUUGGAGAUGCAAUUUUGGAGCUGCUUGUUCAGAAGCUUCGAACCCAAGGAGACGAAGCUUGUAACCUGUGCAAGAACAUCCAGCGCAGACUUGGUGAAAAACCUAUGACGAUUGAAGAUCUGGCCGAUAUGCGAGAAUACAUGGAAACCGUACCCGCUCAGUUGGAAGAGCUCACACUUGAAGUACAAGAUGCUGUCAAUGAUUACGAUCUGAUUGAAGAAUUCUACUAUCCGCUGUCACAAGACGACUUUAAUGUUCGAUGGGAAGCUGUGUUCUUCCCGGGUAAAUUAGAAAAACUGUUGGAGGCAACCUAUGGCACUUUGGACGUGAUCGAGCAAGACCUGAAGAAGAUUCAGAUGAAAGAUACCGGCGAGUUUCACGAGAAACUUGAGAGCAUGCAGAUGGCUGUUGCCGGUUUCUCUGCCUACACUGAUCCAGCAAAAGCUAACGAAGUUGCCAACGAAGUCCGAAGAACUGUCAAGUCUCUUAACGAAUGUCAAGAAUCUGCAAACAAGUACAAUGCGCGAGAACGUCUUUUCGAAAUGCCUGUCACCGACUACUCAAAGAUUCAAAAAUUGCAGCGCCAAUUUCAACCUUUCAAAGACUUGUGGUCUGCCGGUUCUGACUGGUCGCGAUGGUCCGAUACUUGGUUUAAUGACAGCUUGUCUGGAAUUGACCCUGAAUUGCUCGAGAAACAAGUCGAUGAAUGUUUUAGAACUUUCCACAAAGCUCAGAAAUCUUUCAAGGAUGUUCCGGCUGUUUUGAAUGUUGCUUCGAAUUUCAAACAGUCCGUCGAGGCGUUCAAGCCUUACGUCCCCCUUAUUCAAGGUCUGAGAAACCAGGGUAUGCGAAUCCGUCAUUGGGAGCAGCUUUCAGAAGAGCUCGGCUUCAAGAUCUCUCUGAAGAAAGAACUCACUUUCCAGAAGUGCUUGGAUAUGAAGCUCGAUACAUAUACUGAGCAAAUCAACAAGGUAUCAGAAGUGGCUGCUAAGGAAUACGCUAUUGAAACGGCACUCGAUAAAAUGGAGGAGCAAUGGAGACCGAUUCUCUUCGAAGUCCUCGAUUACAAAGAUACUGGUACUUACAUCAUCAAAUCACCAGAUGAAGCUUCACAGCUACUCGAUGAUCAUAUCGUCAUGACCCAGUCGAUGAAUUUUUCUCCUUUCAAGAAGCCAUUUGAAGAAAGAAUCCAAAAAUGGGAACUCACACUCCGAACAACCCAGGAUGUGCUCGACGAGUGGCUGACCUGCCAGCGAUCAUGGCUAUAUUUGGAGCCAAUCUUCUCAUCUGACGACAUUAAUCGACAACUUCCCGUUGAAGCAAAGCGAUAUCAGACUAUGGACCGAGCAUGGCGUAAAAUCAUGAAGAAUGCGUUUGACAAUCCAAAAGUCAUCGAAAUCUGUGCUGAUCAGCGUCUUUGCGACAAGCUCAAAGAAUGCAACAUGCUCCUCGAGCAAGUACAAAAGGGUCUCUCAGAAUAUCUCGAGACAAAGCGAAUGGGCUUUCCUCGCUUUUUCUUCCUCUCAGACGACGAGCUUUUGGAAAUUCUCUCACAGACAAAAGAUCCAACGGCUGUUCAACCUCACUUGCGAAAGUGUUUCGAAAACAUUGCUCGUAUCACAUUCGGUGACGACUUGCGAAUGACUGAAAUGACAUCUGCUGAAGGCGAAACUGUUGCUUUCUCUGAAGAAAUCUAUCCCCGAGGAAAUGUCGAAGAUUGGCUCACAGAAGUGGAGCGUGUCAUGGGCGCUUCUGUCCGUGAAUUCCUCCGAAUCGCUGUUGAAGCUUAUCCACAAAUGGAUCGAAACGAGUGGGUUCUCAAAUGGCCUGGCCAAGUUGUCAUUGCCGGAUGUCAAACCUACUGGGCUCAAGACGUUGAAAACGCUAUCAAAACUGGAACACUGUCCGAUUUCUGUGAAGUGUACAACGGAGCACUUUCCGGACUCGUUCAUCUAGUCAGAGGAAAACUUACCGGGCUUGAGCGAAUGAUUCUCUCAGCUCUCAUCGUCAUUGAGGUGCACGCUCGAGAUGUCACACUGGAAUUGAACGAACAAAAUAUCGCAUCUGUUAAUGAUUUCGAGUGGAUCUCACAGCUUCGUUACUACUGGUACGAUGGAGGACUCUUCAUCAGAGCUGUGAAUGCCGAGUUUCCAUACGGCUAUGAAUAUCUUGGUAAUUCUGGCCGUCUUGUCAUCACUCCUCUUACUGAUCGAUGCUACCUCACACUUACUGGUGCUCUCCAUCUUAAAUUUGGUGGCGCUCCUGCUGGGCCCGCUGGUACUGGAAAGACCGAAACAACCAAGGAUCUUGGAAAAGCGCUCGCUGUCCAGUGUGUUGUCUUCAACUGUUCCGAUCAGCUCGAUUUCAUGGCCAUGGGUAAAUUCUUGAAGGGUCUUGCUUCUACUGGUGCCUGGGCCUGUUUUGAUGAGUUUAACCGUAUCGACAUUGAAGUGUUGUCUGUCGUCGCCCAACAGGUUAUGACGAUCCAAAAGGCUCAGAUCGCUAAUGCUGAGACAUUCAUCUUCGAAGGUGUGGAAAUCCGAUUGAUCAACUCUUGCGCCGUUUUCAUUACUAUGAACCCUGGUUAUGCUGGUCGUACCGAGCUUCCCGAUAAUCUCAAGGCUCUCUUCCGUCCAGUCGCCAUGAUGGUGCCGAACUACACAAUGAUUGCUGAGAUUUCUCUGUACUCUUUCGGUUUCGAUGAAGCGAAGGUUCUUGCACACAAGAUCACCGCUACUUUCAAGCUUUCUUCCGAACAGCUAUCGUCCCAAGAUCACUACGAUUUCGGUAUGAGAGCCGUCAAAACGGUCAUUUCCGCUGCUGGUAACUUGAAACGAGAACACCCAGAGAUGAACGAAGAGUUGAUCUGUCUCCGAGCUAUUCGGGAUGUUAACGUUCCAAAAUUCUUGCUCGAUGAUUUGAAGCUCUUCCGCGGUAUUGUCAGCGAUUUGUUCCCUGGAAUCAAGGAGGAAGAAGUCGACUACGGCUCACUUCUUGAAGCUAUUCAAAACGCUUGUUACGAGGACAAGAUCAAACCAGUUGAAGGCUUCGUCAACAAAUGCAUUCAGCUUUACGAAACGACUGUUGUUAGACACGGUCUUAUGUUGGUUGGUCCCACUAUUUCUGGAAAGACAAAAUGCUCACAAGUGCUUGCAAAAGCGCUUACGUCACUCAAAGGAGAAGACUCCAUCUCAGGUGGUGUCUACGAAGAAGUACACAUUGAUUGUUUGAAUCCCAAGUCAAUUACAAUGGGUCAGCUCUAUGGUGAGUUCGAUCCGAUGACUCACGAAUGGACCGACGGUAUUUUGUCAACUCUUAUUCGCCAGGGCUGCGGCGCAACUAACAGUGACAAAAGAUGGUACAUGUUCGAUGGUCCAGUCGACGCUGUUUGGAUUGAAAACAUGAAUACUGUGCUUGAUGAUAACAAAAAACUUUGUCUUUCCUCUGGUGAAAUUAUCAAACUGACUCCACAUAUGACGAUGAUGUUCGAAGUCGCUGAUUUGGCUGUGGCUUCUCCUGCUACUGUAUCACGGUGUGGUAUGGUUUACCUCGAGCCCGGUGGAAUCGGACUCGAGCCAUUUGUAGACUGCUGGAUUAGUCAACUUCCGCCUGGAGUCGAUCGAGCAUGCUUGAAGGAUCUGUUUGAUACAUACAUGGAGCCAAGUAUCGAUUUUGUCAGACGCAAUCUGAAAGAAAUCGUGACCAGUGUCAAUGGAAACUUGGUAUUUUCUCUUCUUAAUUUGCUCGAUACUUUUGUUGAGCCACUGCGACCAAAAGAAACUGGUAUGCCAGCUAUGGGCGUUGAAGGCGGAAAGCGAGUUUCCGUGAGAAGAUCCACAACAUCAGCUGUUCGAAGUUCUACGAGCAUGAAGCGAAUCUCACCUGUUGCGAGAAAACGGCUCGAUCUUCUUGCUGAGCCUUGGUUCAUAUUUUCACUCAUUUGGUCAAUUGGUGGAACCACUGAUUCUGAAGGAAGAUCGAAGUUUGAUGAGUUCCUCCGAAAACUCAUGGCUGAGAAAGGCGCGAAAUUCCAAUUCCCCGAAGAUGGGGAGAUUUACGACUUUGUUCUCGCUGACGACUCUCUUGGCUUAGACAAGGAUGACGAUGAAGAAGAUGACUUCACACCAGAGUGGGUUUCAUGGCUCACUAAGGUCGACGAAUACACUGUUCCUGAAGGCGCAAACUUUACAGAAAUCUUGGUCCCAACUAUCGACACAAUUCGUCAAUCAAUCAUUCUCGGUCAACUUGUUAACUGCAACAAACAAGUUCUCGCAGUUGGUCCCACCGGUACUGGUAAAUCCGUCGUCAUUUCUGAUAAGCUUCUGACCGGCAUGUCUGACAAAUUCAUUCCAAACGUCGUGGUCUUCUCCGCAAAGACUUCCGCAAAUCAAACUCAAGAUCUUAUAGAUAGCAAGCUUGACAAGCGACGAAAGGGUAUCUUUGGCCCACCGAUUUCUAAAUAUGCCGUCUUUUUCAUCGAUGACUUUAAUAUGCCAGCGCUUGAAGAAUAUGGUGCUCAACCGCCCAUUGAAAUUAUUCGACAAUGGAUGGACUACAAGGGUUGGUACGAUCGAAAAGCCAUUGGCUCUUUCCGAAAUCUUGUCGACAUUGGAUUCGUCUGUGCUAUGGGUCCCCCUGGAGGUGGACGUAAUCCAGUCACCGCUCGACUUCUUCGUCAUUUUAACCAACUUGCAUUUACAGAAAUGGGUGACAAAUCAAAGGCCCGUAUUUUCGGUAAAAUUCUCGACUCUUGGCUUCCAGAAAGCCUUCUUGAAUUCAAAGAUCCUCUUGUCAAUAGUACAAUUGAUGUUUAUGGAACAGUCUGCAAGUCACUCUUGCCCACGCCAGCAAAGUCCCACUACACUUUCAAUCUUCGAGAUCUAGCUAAGGUAUUCCAAGGUAUGCUUAUGCAUGCUCCUAAAGAAAUCGAGGAUGUGCAAGUUCUCACAAAGCUUUGGUUCCACGAAGCUUGCCGAGUCUUCUCUGAUCGUCUUAUCAACAACGAGGAUCGAACUUGGUUCGAAGACCAGCUCAAGGGAAAGAUCAAUGACUCGUUUGGCCUCGAUUUCAAUGAAGUUGCUCCUCAUAAGCCUGUCAUCUUCGCAGAUUUCGUGAGCAACAACGGAGCUUAUCAAUUUGUCAAAGAUCACAAGAAAAUGAUCAACGUAAUGACAGAGAGUUUGGAAGACUACAAUGAAGUUUCCCAAGCGCAAAUGAAACUUGUUCUUUUCAUGGAUGCUGCUCAACACGUCUCAAGAAUCAGUCGAAUCAUUCGACAGCCACUUGGAAACGCUCUUCUCCUCGGUCUCGGUGGUUCUGGUCGACAAUCACUCACUCGUCUCGCGGCACACUUGUCUGACUACGAGUGCUUCCAGAUUCAGCUCGCUAAAAAUUAUGGCGUCAACGAAUGGCGAGAAGACAUCAAAAAAGUAAUGAUGCAAGCAGGUCUUCAACAAAAGGCUACAGUCUUCCUCUUCUCAGAUACUCAAAUCAAAGACGAGUCAUUCUUAGAAGACAUCAACGGUAUUCUCAACUCUGGUGAUGUUCCCAACAUCUAUGCCCAAGAUGAGCUAGAUAAAAUUUACAAUGCAAUGAAAUCAGAAUGCGCUAGUCUCGGUCUUGUCCCUACAAAAUCGAACAUGUUCAGCGUCUACACACGUCGGGUCAAGGCUAAUUUGCAUACAGUCGUAUGCAUGUCUCCAAUUGGUGACAUCUUCCGAGCGCGUCUUCGACAGUUCCCUUCAUUGAUCACGUGCUGUACUAUCGAUUGGUUCACCGAGUGGCCCGAUGAAGCCUUGCGGUCGGUCGCAAACACUUUCAUCGCUGACACUCCUGUUACAGAAGAUGUGCUCAAAGGAAUCAUCGACGUUUGCAUGCAGAUGCAUCAAUCCGUCGCCGUAGCUUCUGAAAGAUUCAAGGCUGAGCUGCAGCGUCAUAACUACGUCACACCAACAGCAUAUCUAGAUCUUCUCGCCCUUUUCAACAAACUCUACGGAAUCAAGAUCGAUGAGGUCCGAACUCAGCGUGAUCGAAUGAAGGUCGGUCUCGACAAACUCCUCAAAACCGCCGAGGACGUCGCAGUUAUGCAAGUCGAGCUCGAAGAAAUGCAACCCGAGUUGAAAAUUGCUCAGGAAAAGACGGCUGAGACGAUGGUGCAGAUAGAAAAGAUACAAUCAUUGCAAACGAGACAAAAGCAACUGUUGCUGUGCAAGAACAAGAAAGACGCCCAAAGAGAUUUGGAUGAAGCUUUGCCAGCUCUUGAAGCCGCCACUAAAUCGCUAAAAUCUCUCAAUACAUCUGAUGUCGUCGAAGUCCGAGCCAUGCAGCGUCCACCACCUGGUGUGCGAAUGGUCAUCGAAGCCGUCUGUAUUAUGUUCGAGAUCAAGCCUAAAAUGGUGGCGGGAGAGCAGCCUGGUAAAAAGGUUGCGGACUACUGGGAACCUGGCAAAGCCCUGCUUCAAGCUCCUCCAAAGUUCUUGGAAUCUCUUUUCAAAUACGACAAGGACAACAUUCCCGAACAUGUCAUUACGAAAAUCGCCCCGUACAUCGAAUCUGAAGACUUCCAGCCCGCUGCAAUCGCGAAAGCCUCAAAAGCCUGUACCUCGAUUUGUAUGUGGGUCAGAGCCAUGGACAAGUACCACCACGUCGCCAAAGCCGUCGAGCCAAAGCGACAAGCUCUCGCUGGCGCCCAAGCGGAACUCGCUGAAGCUCAAGAAAUUCUUCAAUCUGCUCAGGCGAAAUUGGCCGAGGUCGAAGCCGGUUUGAACAAGCUCAAUGCGGAUCUUCAUGCGACCGUUGCCAAGAAAGAAGAAUUGGAGAGAAACACGCAAUUGUGUCAGGACAGAUUGGUCCGAGCUGAUAAACUCAUCGGCGGUCUGGCUGGGGAGAAGGUCAGAUGGGCCGAAUCUAUCACAAAGUAA